Molecule: messenger RNA, 1711 nt
Organism: Zonotrichia leucophrys gambelii
Lineage: Eukaryota; Metazoa; Chordata; Aves; Passeriformes; Passerellidae
Gene: COLQ
Product: collagen like tail subunit of asymmetric acetylcholinesterase
Exons: 17
Coding region: 109-1467 (452 amino acids)
Biological process (GO): extracellular matrix organization
Molecular function (GO): extracellular matrix structural constituent conferring tensile strength
Source: RefSeq, a predicted model, not a curated record
UCCCAUAGUGAGGGCAGAGGCAGACAGCAGGCAAGGCAGAGAGGGGAGAGAGAAAGCCCCAAAGCAGCCUUGUGCCUCUGAGCUGGGAUCUGCCAGGGCACAGCCAGCAUGUUUGUCCUCAGCCCGCUUGUCCGGGGAUCUUACCUGCUGCUUUUCUUCUGCUUUGCUUUGCCUCAGACUGCGUACGCUGACAAUGUCUUCUCAUUUUCAGCAGAUCUGCCUUGUUUGGAACACAAGAAGCAGCACUGCAGAGCACGCUGCCUCCUUGGCCCUCCUCCACCACCCCUGCUCCCACCACCGUCCUUCAGGCACAGCUGGAGCACUAAGCUGGAUAUGGAAGAGCUGUGCCAUGAGCUCCAGAUAAUACAGGCUUCCACUCUGCCUGAAUUGCAUUGCUCUGCAGGGCCUCCUGGCCCCCAGGGUCCACAAGGAAUUCCUGGUAUAAUGGGACCAAAAGGGGAGAAAGGGGAGAUUGGCAGGCCUGGAAGAAAGGGCAGACCAGGUCCCCCGGGCGUCCCUGGGAUGCCAGGACCAGUAGGAUGGCCUGGACCUGUGGGACAGAAGGGUGAAAAGGGAGAGUUGGGUGUGAUGGGAUUGCCAGGUACAAGAGGACCAAUGGGCUCCAAGGGUUUUCCUGGAACUAGAGGAGAAAAGGGAUCCAGAGGUGACAGAGGCGACAAAGGAGUCAAAGGAGACCCGGGAGAAAUAGGCUUCCCUGGAAUGCUGGGACAAAAAGGAGAGAUGGGCCCCAAGGGACAGUCUGGAGUACCAGGACACAGAGGACCUAUAGGAAGACCUGGAAAACGAGGCAAACAAGGACUCAAGGGGGACAUUGGACCCGCGGGUGUCAUGGGCCCACCUGGCAGGCCUGGCCCUGUUGGCCAGCCAGGCCCCCCUGGACCCUCAGGUCUAGGGCAAUUUGCAAUAGGACCAAAGGGAGAAAGAGGACUGCCAGGGCCUCCAGGGAGAUGCCUCUGCAGAACCCCACAGCAAAUGAGUAACCCAUCAUAUGAGCAAUCUGUGUUUGGACACAGUUACCCCAAGGUUCCCGCGAUUUUUGUGGUGAACAAUCAAGAAGAAUUGGAUCGGUUAAACACCGAGAACGCGUUAGCAUUUAGAAGAGAUCAGAGAUCUUUGUAUUUCAAGGAUACCUUUGGAUGGCUCCCAGUCCAGCUCUCCCCUCUGUACCCCAUGGAUUACCGCCUGGAGGAGGGGGGCACCUGUGGAGAUGGCGUCGUGCAGGAUGGGGAGGAGUGCGACGACGGCAACGCGGUGGUGACCGAUGACUGCAUAAGGUGCCGCCGUGCUUACUGCGGAGAUGGCUACAAGCACGAGGGGGUUGAAGACUGUGAUGGGAUGGAUUUUGGAUACUUGACGUGUAGAACAUACCUUCCUGGGUCUUACGGGAAACUGCGCUGCACUCCUUACUGCUACAUUGACUCCACACAGUGUCGAUACUUCACAUGAGGGAGCAGAGGUGGGCAGCAUCCCUCGCCUAGGGGUGCUAGGUGCUACACUAUCACCUACCAAGAAGGACUGGGACACAAAAACCUCCCACCCACCUCUGAGAAAACAAGCAAAGAUACAUCAUGCUGCUGAUGGCCAUUCUGAGAUUUUUUUUUUAAAUAUAGAUUUGUCAGAUAGGGAAAAAUAGGACCACUGCAUCCUGUCUUAAUAGAGAAACUAAUGUCAAGCUGUGUGUGCCAGUGAG